Molecule: messenger RNA, 1251 nt
Organism: Cavenderia fasciculata
Lineage: Eukaryota; Evosea; Eumycetozoa; Acytosteliales; Cavenderiaceae
Exons: 6
Coding region: 1-1251 (416 amino acids)
Cellular component (GO): cytoplasm
Molecular function (GO): hydrolase activity, acting on ester bonds
Source: RefSeq, a predicted model, not a curated record
AUGUCGAUACCGUCAUCAAUAUUAGAAUCAUCUAGAAUCGUAUUCGAUCAUUUAACCAGAAUGAUGUUUAAAUCAGUGUUUAUAUUUCUUCUGCUUGCUCUUUGCUUGCAUAAUACAUCAUCUACAAAUACUACAACAACACCAACACCAACUCGUAGACCAAUUAAACCAAAGGCAACAGCACCCAAACCAGUUUUGAAAUACAAUCUACAAGGAAAGUUUAAAAUAGUUCAAUUUACUGAUCUUCACUAUGGCGAAGGUGAGGAUGAAAAUACUCAAACUUAUGCAAUUCAAGAAUUAAUUAUGGAAAAAGAAAAUCCAGAUUUUUGUAUGUUUUCAGGUGAUAUGAUCAGUGGAAAUUCAAACAAUUUCGAUAAAAAUAUUAGUUUAUAUUAUUCCAUGUGGGAUAUGUUUACUGAACCUUGUUCAAAAAGAGGAAUUCCAUGGGCAAUUGUAUUUGGAAAUCAUGAUGGAUUUGGACCAUGGUCAACAUCAAGAUUAAUGGAUCUUGAAUUAUCAUAUAAUUUAUCAUUAUCUCAACGGGGACCUGCAGACAUUGAUGGAAUUUCCAAUUUUGUUUUGGAAAUCCAAGGUAGUAACUCUACACAACCAUCGUCUCUGAUGUACAUGUUUGAUAGUGAUACUACAAACUGUCAAGGUGAAGGAUGGUGGGGAUGUAUCCAUGAGAAUCAAGUAGCAUGGUACAAGAAUCAAUCGAACCAUUACAAACUUCCAGCCAUUUCAUUUGUACAUAUUCCACCAUUUGAAGCCAUUGAAUUGUGGAAUGAUCAUACUAUAUAUGGCCAGUUUAGAGAUACUGGAGUUUGUUGUUACUACACUGCCGAUAGUGGGUUUGUAUCUUCAAUGCUCGAGCAAAAAGAUAUCAAAGGAUUGUAUUUUGGACAUGAUCACGGUUGUGACUAUCACGGAGAUUAUUUUGGUAUCGAUAUUGGUUACGGAAGAAAAACUGGGUAUGGUAGUUACAACACUGAACUCCUUCACGGUGCCAGAUUGAUCCAACUCACCGAAUCACCAUACUCUAUUGAAACUUGGAUUAGAAAUGUAAAUGGUGAUAUUGAAGAUCAACCAAAACAUGAACCAAAUCGUCAACAAGCUUUACCUUUAACUUGCUGUACUACUUUAGAUAAUAAGAAUAAUAGAUUUUGGGGUAUUUAUUUAGGAUGCUUUAGUGCCAUUCUUUUUGUUGCAUUUGUUAUUCAAUGGUCUGGAGUUACCAAAUAUAUUUCAUAA